Molecule: messenger RNA, 542 nt
Organism: Macrobrachium nipponense
Lineage: Eukaryota; Metazoa; Arthropoda; Malacostraca; Decapoda; Palaemonidae
Product: ecdysteroid-phosphate phosphatase-like
Exons: 3
Coding region: 39-518 (159 amino acids)
Molecular function (GO): protein binding
Source: RefSeq, a predicted model, not a curated record
AGUUUUUCUUUUAUUCUCUUUCAGUUCCAAAGCAUACAAUGGCUGCAUUACCACCUCGCAAAAAUCCUACACCAACCAAAAUAUCAAGACAGCAUUUGUCUCCUCUUCAGAUACUUCUACAGAUGGGGUUUCCUAAGCAUAGAGCAGAAAAAGCCCUGGCAGCAACAGGACACAGAGGAGUACAACUUGCUUCAGACUGGCUACUCGCACAUGUUAAUGAUACGUGCCUAGACUUAGAUACCCCACGAGAAUAUGUUGUUUACCUUUGUCCAACUGGUCACCUUCAUGAACAAGUGGAAAAUUUUUGGGUAGAGUCACUACAGAAGUGUGGGUGGAAUGGGGCUCAUAAUCUUGUGCCACACAUUACACUUUGCUCAUUUUUCAAAUCAAAUGAUGAAAACUGUGAGGUUCUGGUGUCUGCACUGAAAGAAGUUGUCCAUAGUAUCAUGCCAGCAUUACCUUCAUCCCUAACACUUGAUAAUUACAUCUCACCAAAUUAUGGGUCUUUUUCUCAAUGACCAGCAAGCCAGGAUAUAUUGAAG